This is a messenger RNA of Manis pentadactyla (Chinese pangolin), 3459 nucleotides long. It is a transcript of the gene ST3GAL4, whose product is annotated as ST3 beta-galactoside alpha-2,3-sialyltransferase 4. NCBI's taxonomy places the organism in Eukaryota, Metazoa, Chordata, Mammalia, Pholidota, Manidae. Bases 370 to 1572 code for a protein of 400 amino acids. Gene Ontology annotation, biological process: glycolipid biosynthetic process. Gene Ontology annotation, molecular function: sialyltransferase activity. The record is from RefSeq and is a predicted model, not a curated record. The transcript has 12 exons.
CCGGCCCCGAGCCCGGGACAGGGACCCGGCCGAGCGGAGCCGUCGCGCCAGCGCUGCGCCGCCAGCCCGCGCGCCUAGCGGAUCGGAGCUGUGCGCGAAACUGUCCUGCCCCGCCCCGCUCCACCCGCGAGGGAAGCUGACAUCUUGUCCUGGAGCCUGAGGGUCUCCAAAGAGCUGACUGGUGGGACUUCUCUGCCCUCUGCCCUCCACCGUCCCUUCUCCAGAGCUCCAGCUCUUUCCCCGAGAGGUACCUGUUAGGAUGGAGGAGGCUGGCCAGAACAGAGGGACUCCUGCCCAGAUGCCAUUCAGGUGGCCCGAGGCAGCCGGGAUGACAGCUCUCCCCAGGAACACUGCUACCUGCUGAGAAACAUGAUCAGCAAGUCCCCUCCUCUGUGCGUGUGCCCUGCAGGCUGGAAGCUCCUGGCCAUGCUGGCUCUGGUCCUGGUCGUCAUGGUGUGGUACUCCAUCUCCCGAGAAGACCGGUACAUCGAGCUUUUUUAUUUUCCCAUCCCUGAGAAGAAGGAGCCAUGCCUUCAGGGUGAGGCGGAGAGGAAGGCCUCUAAGCUCUUCGGCAACUACUCCCAAGAUCAGCCCAUCUUCCUGCAGCUUAAGGAUUAUUUCUGGGUCAAGACACCAUCUGCCUAUGAGUUGCCUUACGGGACCAAAGGAAGUGAAGACCUGCUCCUCCGGGUCCUAGCCGUCACCAGCUACUCCAUUCCAGAAAGCAUCCAGAGUCUCAAGUGCCGCCGCUGCGUGGUGGUGGGGAACGGGCACCGGCUGCGCAACAGCUCGCUGGGAGAUGCCAUCAACAAGUAUGACGUGGUCAUCAGAUUGAACAAUGCCCCAGUGGCUGGCUUCGAGGGUGAUGUGGGCUCCAAGACCACCAUGCGUCUCUUCUACCCUGAAUCUGCCCACUUCAACCCCAAAGUGGAGAACAACCCAGACACACUCCUUGUCCUGGUGGCUUUCAAGGCAAUGGACUUCCACUGGAUUGAGACCAUCCUGGGUGAUAAGAAACGAGUGCGCAAGGGCUUCUGGAAGCAGCCUCCCCUCAUCUGGGACGUCAACCCCAAACAGAUUCGGAUCCUCAACCCCUUCUUCAUGCAGAUAGCAGCUGACAGACUGCUGAACCUGCCCAUGCACCAGCCACGAAAGAUUAAACAGAAGCCCACCACCGGACUGUUGGCCAUCACCCUGGCCCUCCACCUCUGUGACUUGGUGCACAUUGCUGGCUUUGGCUACCCGGACAUCCACAACAAGAAGCAGACCAUUCACUACUAUGAGCAGAUCACGCUCAAGUCCAUGGCGGUAAGCAGUCCCUGCUUGCGAGCUGGGUGGGGCAGACUGGCCUGGGGACACUGGGUCUCCAGAAUUGUGACAGCCCUGCCGGUUGUCUGUCUCCACCCGCUUUGUUCUCCAUCCUCCUGGGCCCUGCUUAGCUGCCAGCUGGGCUUCCCGCCACCCCCGCAGCUGCUCCUUCACAUCUGGAGCCAGAAGGGAGAGCAGGAACUCCCCCCUAGGGGAGUCUUGCAACUGUGUCCCUGGCUUUCUCGGAAAGAGUUGCAGCCUUGACGUUUUGAGACAGCUAGGUUGGGACAGGGCAGAUAACGAGGGGCAGAGAUUUGGGAAGCACAGAGGGAGAGGACACAUUUCUCCACAGUGUUGGGUGGACUUGAGAACACCAACCUCAUCCCACAGAAUGGCCCCGAGAACCAUCUGGGAAUGGAAUUGCCGGCUCUCCUGGAAGCCGGGGCAGAACUGCUGUGCUGGCUGCUCACCCCCCAGGGGAGAGGGGGGUUCUGAAAGCAAGUAAGGCCUCAGCAUCUGCAGCCCCCAGAUCCCCCUCCUCUACAUGGGCAAGUUUUGCUUCCCAAGUUUUGUCCUGGGAGGGUUCAGGGAGGACUUGCUAACUCUGACUGGGGUGUAAGUAGUGUGUGUGUGUGUGUGUGUGUGUGUGUGUGUGUGUGAAAUCUCAUCUCUGCUUAUCCUUGACACUUCCCUAACAGCUUCUCGUAAGAGUGUGCAAGGGAGUGUCCAUUUCCCCAUCUAGGGCCAUUAAAAGUGGCUGUCAGCACGUAUGAUCCAGCUGUCCUGGACUGGGGCCACUGCCUGUUACUGAACGUGCCUAUACUUGAGCCAGAAUCCAACACACAUGAUGGGUCAGACCCGUCUAAGUUCCACACACGCAUAUGUAGACACAGGAGCAUUUUACAUUCUAGUUGGCUUAUGCCAGUGAAGCCAUGUGCAGCCAGCCAGUCCUUCACAAUUAAAUAUGGACAAGAGCGUGUACGGGAAUGGGGGUAUAUAUACCCAAAUUGGCCAUCCUUCCCUUGAGGGGGUGGGUUCAGCUUUCUGCAGGGCAGUCCUGCCAAGGGUCAGAGAGUGGACCUUGGAGGUGGAGUUGUGGGAUGGGGAUCUGUGGUGUUCUUAGAAAGGGACUUUCAUUCUUCAGUUAGUGUAACCAGUGUGAACGAACUGCCUGCCAGCCUGCCUGGUACUGAUCAAACCAUCUCCUGAAGAUAAGGGGGGCGGGGAGAGGGGCGCAGGAGGAAAGCCCUUGGGUGCAAGUCAGCAGAUCUGGGUCUGACACCAGACCCUGCCACUUGGUUAUGUGUACCCGUGGGCCAAUCAUUUCUCCCGUCUAGGUUCCAAUUCGUACAUUCAUUGAAACGAGAGUGGGUCCAGCCAGUGAGGACCAGUUACAUCAGAAUUACCUGGGGGUGAUUUAUAUAGAGAUUCUUGGGUGUUCCCAUGUCGCUGGGGAUGGGAAACCUGGAAUCUGGAAUUUUAAUAACACCCAGAACCACUGCUGGGGUAGACUAGACGAUGAUCUCACGGCCUCUUUGACUAGAUGGCCUACGCGCAGAGCCCACCCUGACCCCCCGGAGCUUUUGCUCUGGUUUAAUUAGGCGCAUGCGCGCCGGAGGAGCAACCGUGCCCAGCUGGCCCCGCCCCCCAGCCGCCGCCGCAGGGGCGCGCAUGCUCCGUCCACGAGGGCGCGGGGUGAACCGGUGGGGGUCGGUGGAGGCAGAGCGGCGCCCUCCCGCGGUCAGCCUGGAGACCCCUUGAAGUGUCUGGCGACCUCUACGGAGGUCAGCCGGGCGGUCUGCAACGUCCGUGGCCCCUGUCCAGGUUUUGCACGCCGGGCCGCGGUUUUCUGAGCCGGUGCUUACCCGGGCCCUUCUGAUCUCCGCUCGGCCGCUUUCACGUGACCUUUGGUGACUUCGCCGAGGCCAGGGGUGCACCUGUCUUCACCUGCGACGGAGUGGAAAACAUCUCCAUCCCCUUUCGCCUCGAGAAGUCUAGCCUUCCUCCACAGAGGGAGAAACUGAGGCCCUGGGAAGUGAAGGGACACCCAGCUCCACCACGCGGCUGAGUACGACACAGUUUCAGUCUUUUAUCUGGCUUAGGAUCACAUUUAAAUGAUGUUCUAUAUUCACAUUACAUGGUGUGCCUUAA